Molecule: messenger RNA, 445 nt
Organism: Spodoptera exigua (beet armyworm)
Lineage: Eukaryota; Metazoa; Arthropoda; Insecta; Lepidoptera; Noctuidae
Source: the annotation of a GenBank genome assembly
GGUACUUGUAGCCUAAUGAUGGGAAGAAGCUAUACUAAUUCAAUCGAAUUUUCAGACUUCCAAUACCCAGUCAAGUUUGCGAUAUCUCAACGAGGCGGGAUUAUCAUGCAUAUUGGAAAAUAUAGUUUUAACAAAAAGACCACUUCUGGAUAUAGGAACACCUGGUAUUGCACGAGCUAUUAUAAUCAUCCCCCUUGCAAAGCAAAGGUUCACACCAUAGGGAGACAAAUCGUGGCCAUAGUUGGACACCACUGUCAUUAAUAACAUUGAAGCUAUACUUUAUAAUGUCGAAGUAAACACAAUAAUGCAUCGCCUCCCGGCUCGGAAUAGAAUAAGGAGGUUUUUAGUCGUAAGAGUCUGACACCCGCACUCCUAAAACCUUGUACAUAUUCGCUCAAUCAAAUGUGUUGUUAUCUAAUAUAAUUAUUUAAUUUUGUAGUUUUAG